Molecule: messenger RNA, 777 nt
Organism: Laccaria bicolor S238N-H82
Lineage: Eukaryota; Fungi; Basidiomycota; Agaricomycetes; Agaricales; Hydnangiaceae
Exons: 4
Coding region: 1-777 (258 amino acids)
Molecular function (GO): acyltransferase activity, transferring groups other than amino-acyl groups
Source: RefSeq, a predicted model, not a curated record
AUGUCGACAUCCUCUCUGAAUCGAAGCCACGAUCUCACCUAUUCAACCACUCCAGGAAAUGAGAUCAGUUCAGAAGACUUGCAGAGCUGCUCUACUCUGUACAAUGAAAACUACGGGGUCUGGGCACCUCACAGCAAAGCCUUGCGCAAAUCUUCCGUUCCAGGUGGCAGAGUCAAACUCCCCCCGACGGGGCUCAAGCAAGAGCUUCUCAGCGAUCCCGAUCGUACGAUAUUGGUCACUUGCCAUCUAGACGGACUCCUCAUUGGACAUGCAUUCGCUACCUCCUGGGAUUGUGGCCAAGAUGUUGUUGGAUGGGUCACCCAACUUGUCGUCCUUGAGAAACACCGCCGGAAGAAAAUCGCAACCAAUUUGCUACGCUGUCUCACCGAGAACAAAUGGUACUCGGGGAUCACGAUUUUAGGUAUUGCAUCGUCACAUCCGGUAUCGUGUAAAGCUCUUGCGAAUCUCGCUGGAAUAUCGUUGGGGGAUAUUGACACAAACUUCAUAGCCCAAAACGCAACCAGAGUAUUGGGUUCAAGUCCUGUCAGUUACUUGAAGACUUCCGAGCCUCGAGGGUCCUUGUUUCAAAAUGAAUCUGAAUCUGAUGUCGUCUCGUCCAUUGCGACAAGAUUUCCUAUCAAUCAUGCCGAGCCUCUGGCUGUCCUCGAAAAGUUCGUGUCGGAGGGAUGUUGGAGGCUGGGGAAUUUGAAAGAGAACGAUGAAUUCUUGGUAAUAGCGCCCGUUGCAGUAGAUCCGCGUCUCUUACCGAUAGAUUGA